CACCAUUUUUAUUCUAAUUAUUUUUUCUUCAAUUUAUAUAAAACACACAAUAAUGGCUCGUCCAGAUAGAAGAGAAUCCAGCCAGAUCCGUGCGCUCAACUGCGUUCUUGGACCACUAAACCGCGUCGACGGAUCCGCCCAAUUCACCUCCGGCAACACCUCCCUGAUCUGCGGCAUCUACGGUCCAAUUGACGUCAAAGUCUUCGACGAAAAGCUUGACCGCGCCCACCUCGAAGUUAAAUUCCGUCCAGACAUCAACGUAUCCACGACAAAGGAUCGGUGGAUCGAGUCCGCUAUCCGCAACACCUUUGAGCGUAAUAUCCUCGGCCACCUGCACCCACGCACUCUUGUGCAGAUUAAUCUGCAGGUUCGGGAGGGGGAUGGAUCGGUGGAUGCGGUGGCGAUUAAUGCUACAACUAUGGCGUUAGUUGAUGCUGGUGUGCCCUUGAGGUGUAUGGUGGCGGCGGCUACUUGUGCGGUUAUGCCCGGUGGUGAGAUGGUUGUGGAUCCGGUGGCAGAAGAGGUCGAGUUGGCUGUUUCCGUGCAUACCAUGGCGUUUGCUGAGGGAGCACCCGGAGGUGAACCGGUUUAUGUUGAUUCAAGAGGAGAUUUCUCUAUGGAGCAGUACUCCAAAUGCCACGAUAUUUGCGCAAUGACUGCUGAACGCAUCCUGGCUUUCAUGCGCACGGCCAUUGAAGGCAAGGUUGCCAAGGAAUCUCAUAUUAGUGCUAUUUAAAGAAUGAAUAAUAUAUAUUUAAAUG
Messenger RNA from Kickxella alabastrina, 761 nucleotides. RefSeq names its product ribosomal protein S5 domain 2-type protein. Gene Ontology annotation, cellular component: nucleolus; nuclear exosome (RNase complex); cytoplasmic exosome (RNase complex). The record is from RefSeq and is a predicted model, not a curated record. Lineage: Eukaryota; Fungi; Kickxellomycota; Kickxellomycetes; Kickxellales; Kickxellaceae. Bases 53 to 736 code for a protein of 227 amino acids. The transcript has a single exon. Gene Ontology annotation, biological process: U4 snRNA 3'-end processing; nuclear mRNA surveillance; poly(A)-dependent snoRNA 3'-end processing.